This is a messenger RNA of Dentiscutata erythropus, 1410 nucleotides long. NCBI's taxonomy places the organism in Eukaryota, Fungi, Glomeromycota, Glomeromycetes, Diversisporales, Gigasporaceae. The record is from the annotation of a GenBank genome assembly.
AUGAAGAGAAAAAAUUCGGUUUUCAUUUUUCCUAUUAAUUCUAGUACAUUUUUACGUUUAUCGACAAUAUCUUCAUCUAAUCAGGGAACGAUCAAGAUUACUGACCUUCCACUUGAUAUUUUCAUUGAAAUAUGUUCUCAUCUUCCGCCUAUGACACUUUUCUCAAUGAUGUGUGUUUGCAAACAAUUUCAUUAUUGGUUAUAUUCUACCACAUCAUAUAUUACCCGUGAUAUCUGGCGUAUUUCAAGACUAAAAUUUCUUGAAUAUUUACAACUUCAUCCACCUAAUCAGAUGGAUGAAAUUUCAUAUAUUAAGUUGGCAAUGUUACAGAAAGGAUGUCAAUUUUGUUCGAGUAAAAGAGAAACUCCUAAAAUUUUUUGGGCAUUUCGUAUUAGAAGCUGUAGGAAAUGUUUGGAACAAAGAAUUAUAUUUGAUGAGACUCCUUCGUGGGCAAGAACUCCUAUUGAUGUCACUUUAGUAUUACCUCAUGAACAUAUUAUUCCAUACGGUCAGAUAUUCAAAGUUCGUGGCUAUUUGACCAGUGAUGUAAGAGCUGCGCAUCGUGAAUGUAUUUCUAUACCUUCAGAAAAUAUAAUAGAUUGGAUCAGACACAAACAACAAUUAGCAACCGAGAUUAUAAAUGAUGCUGAAAUGCGUAAGAAAGUUGAUGAAGAAAUAUUAAUAACCAAAAUUAAAGAGAAUCGUAGAAUAUUUGAAUCUGCAAUUUCAACUUUAUUAAAUACAAAGGAUGGAUAUGGUCAUAAAAAGUAUAUAGAAAAAUAUAUUAUAAUUUUACCAUCUUAUAAAAAAGCAAAGGAUGGACUAUCGAAACCUUUUAUGACAAGUCCUUGGUCAAAUUUAUUGGACAAUAUGAAAUCUGAAUAUUUCAAGUUAAUGAAAUUAAAACGUCGUCGUCAGAUCAUUAGCACACUUCUAUCUAUUAUAACUUCUCAUGAUACAAUUUCUUCAAAAAUUACUUUAUCUGAUCCAAUUGUCGAUUGUAUUCAUUGGUGUCCUUCUUUUAUAAAUCCUCCAUAUGUUAAUGAUGAUCCUUUUAUUCCAUGGUCAAAGGAAUUUUUGGUUGAAACAUUAAUUAAACGAUUACGAAAAGAAGCAAGAUCUUUGUUAAAGAAUAAAAAUUUUUUACGUCCUGGACCAUUCACAAGUGUACAUGGAGCAAAAAAUCUUUUCUCUUGUUUAUAUUUAGACGAAAAAUCAUAUAGAUGCAAAUUAUGUUGGAGCGAUUUUACUACAUCAUAUACUUAUAAAAAAAUUUACAUUCAUCUAAUAAGUUGUCGAUGGGGACGUUCAAUUGAGAAUAUUGAUGAGGAAAAAAUGAUUGAAGUUGAUAGAUCUGUUGUUCAUAAGUAUAUUCCGCAAUGGUUUAAAUAUUUUAAUGUUGAAAAAUAA